Cotesia glomerata is the source of this 2195-nucleotide messenger RNA. Its product is annotated as mitochondrial sodium/calcium exchanger protein-like. Gene Ontology annotation, cellular component: membrane. Bases 364 to 2133 code for a protein of 589 amino acids. NCBI's taxonomy places the organism in Eukaryota, Metazoa, Arthropoda, Insecta, Hymenoptera, Braconidae. The record is from RefSeq and is a predicted model, not a curated record. Gene Ontology annotation, molecular function: calcium:sodium antiporter activity. Gene Ontology annotation, biological process: intracellular calcium ion homeostasis; monoatomic cation transport; transmembrane transport. The transcript is spliced from 10 exons.
AUGAUAUGACAGUAAUGAAAGUUUACUUUUUGAUGGCUACUCGUCUACAAGUUUUUAUCUUUUCUAUUAUAUGUUUUAUUAUAAAAUAAGUUUCUUCUAUUUCUAAGAAGAAGUUGAAAUCCACUUAAAAGUGAUGUGAUGAAUGAGAUUGGCGUUGCAUAAUGGGGUUCUUUUGGUAGCACAACUCGUCAACUCAAGCAGAGAUGGAUGAGCGCCAGACUCUUGGACGCUAAUGAACCUCUCGUUUGCCUUGCGGACGAGUUGAGUAGAGAAUAGUGGACUAUACGGCCACGUCUACGGCUAGACGAGUGUCCUGUUCAAUCUCACCUCAGCAUGUAAUGGCAAACUAACAACAACUUUCCGAUGUGUUGUAUGUAUCACGGAACUAUUAUUUCAAGUUGGGCUCUUGAGGAUGAUUGCUCCUGGGUGUGGAAUGUAGACCCUGACAAACGCUGUGAGUGGGUCAGGAGUACAAGUGACUGUAAAUUAAAUUCGUACAUUCAGUAUGCAGAAAUCCUUUUCUGUUCAUUUGAUUCAAGCAAGUCACAUUUAUUCAUCCCUGGGAUUAUAUUGUGUGUUCUAUGGUUAUUAUAUUUAUUUCUGGUGCUUGGAACGUCGGCUGACAACUUUUUUUGUCCCUCAUUAUCAGUGAUUGCCGACGUGCUACGUUUGUCGGAGAAUAUUGCCGGUGUAACGAUUUUAGCUUUCGGAAAUGGCGCACCUGAUGUGUUUACUUCCCUGGUUUCAGAAGAAGGAAUCGGUGAAUUGAUAAUGUUUGUGGAAUUAAUAGGAGCAGGAGUAUUUGUGACAGCAGUUAUUGCCGGUACAAUUGGAAUAGUCGCUCCGGUUGAUAUAAUUGCCAAGACAUUUAUUCGCGACUGUUGUUUUUACGUUUCGUCUAUUAUUUGGGUAUCUUACAUUUCUGCAGACGACGUUAUAGAAUUGUGGGAAAGUCUGAGUUUACUUUUAAUUUAUGUUUUGUUUAUUUUAUGUGUCGUUAUAAUGCAAUGGAUCGAUAAUCGCGAAGUUAAUCGCAAAGAUAAAAUUCUACAAAUUCAAGACAAUGAUAUGUUGCAGACAUAUUUAUCACCAACAACAGCACAAAAGCAUAUCAGCAAACGAGUUAAAGCCGGUGCAUUCAGCAUAAAGACAAAAAUAGAUCUCGCAAUAGCGACAGAAAUAUCUAAAGUCCAGUUUGACAGUGAUGAAUCUCCCUCAAGCUCACAGGUAGAUUUAUCUCAGAACGGACGACCUAAAGGUUUAUUUGCUGAGUUUUUCUUUGACAUGAAUCCUAUUAAAGCAUACGAUUGGAAGAAUGCUAACUUUUUAUUGAGAAUCAUACUUAUUUUGCGGAUCCCGAUAAUGCUCGUUUUGCAAUUUAUCAUACCGGUUGUCAACAAAACCGCUGCAAAGUCAGGAUGGUCUAAAUUACUUAACUGUAUUCAGCCAAGCGUCUUGCCCACAGUAGCAGUCAUCAUAUUAAAAGUUGAUGACGUUGAAGUUGGACCGUUGCCAUUAGUUGUAAUUGUAUUUGUUCUUGGUGCUGUAGUAUCUGUGGUUUUAAUUACAAGAACUAGUCGUGAUCAACCACCAAAAUACCAUAAUGCUUUUGCACUUCUGGGAUUUUUGGGAGCAACCCUAGUGGUCUGGGUGAUAGCAGGCGAAGUGAUGGCUGUCCUGGAGAGUAUCGGUUUUGCUAGCAGAAUAUCCGACGCUAUGUUAGGAUUAACCCUUCUAGCUUGGGGUAACAGCGUUGGAGAUCUCAUCUCAAAUGUGGCAAUAGCGCGUCAAGGGUUCGCACGAAUGGGUUACUCAGCUUGCUUCGGCGGACCUCUUUUCAAUACGCUAGUUGGCCUUGGAUUGCAUUGGACUUACACAGCCUUUCAGCAUCAUGAUUAUCGCACUCACAUAAUCAACAGCGAUAUGAUGCCAGGAUGCUUGGCUUUCCUUCUCUGUUCACUCACUACUUCAUUUCUUUAUUUAAACAUCACGGGCUUUGCCUUGCGACAGAGCUAUGGUUAUGUACUUAUCUCCAUUUAUUUAGUUUUUAUGCUUAUCAAUCUUCUCAGUGAAAUUAAAUUUAUCCACCCGCUCGGAGCCGAUCACCGACCUCUUACCGGAAUAGUUCAAUAAUUAAAGAUCAAAAUUCAACCAAAUUCUGUGCGAUUUAAUAAUUAAAAAUGUGUUUUAUUUUU